Molecule: messenger RNA, 1803 nt
Organism: Caenorhabditis elegans
Lineage: Eukaryota; Metazoa; Nematoda; Chromadorea; Rhabditida; Rhabditidae
Gene: nhr-43
Product: Nuclear hormone receptor family member nhr-43
Exons: 8
Coding region: 140-1486 (448 amino acids)
Biological process (GO): intracellular receptor signaling pathway; regulation of DNA-templated transcription
Cellular component (GO): nucleus
Molecular function (GO): sequence-specific DNA binding; DNA-binding transcription factor activity; zinc ion binding
Source: RefSeq, marked reviewed
GAAUCAUACAGAGAUCGGCGUUCUCGAAACCCAUCGAUGACGUCAUUGUUCCUUACAAGCCAAAGAUUACAGUACUCCUUCUCCUCAAUAUCUCCUCUUCAUUCCUUCUGAAUCGGUGCACCCGCCUGUUUCCUGUGUAAUGAUUAGCGGCCCAUUUCUUCACUUUGAUCCAACUGUUCCACUCCAGACAGUCAUGAUCGGACACCCGGCGACGUCUCCUUUGUCGCUUCCAUCAUCAUCGUCUAGUCCGACCGUUGCCGACCCAUCGAACAUUCAUUGCCGAGUUUGCGAGAGACGAUACGACGGUUCGCAGCACUUCGGAAUUGAUAUUUGCCGAGCAUGUGCCGCAUUCUUCCGACGAAGUGUAGCUGUCAAGAAGACAUUCGUCUGUAGACGUGGAACCAACAAAUGUGAACUUAACAUGUCUCGAAAAACCACAUGCCAAAAGUGCCGAUGGAUGAGGUGUCUUCUUGUUGGUCUUAAUGUUGAUGCAGUAGUUGGCCGACGAUCACCCGACCAUGUCAAGACAACAUCAAGAGACGAAUCAGUUAAAAAGGAAGAUGAAGAAUCGGAUACUGGCUCAGAGGGUAAAUCAUGUGAAGAUAUGGAUGUAUCCCAUCCAAUUGAACAAUUCCAACAACAAAUAUCAUUUUCUGUGCACCGCCCAAUUCCAACAAUUGGAAAUCCAAAUAUCUACACAACAAGGGCAUCUCUCAUUAACAAAGUACUUAUCAACUAUAAUGAAUUCACCAAAUCCCGCCUAGACGUCGAGCUUUCUCUCAAGCACAUGCAACAAGAUUCCAAAGUAUUCGGAUCAACUGGCAUUCCAAUUGUUCCAGCAACUCGUGAAAUCAUCUCAGAAAUCUACCAAAAACAAUUCGGGCUUCUCCAUAUUUUCCUCAAAAACACUUUCGACGAAUAUGCCGAGUGUGAUGUCCAGGAGCAAAAGAGAAUUUGUGCUAUGUUUUAUCCAGUUCUCUGGGAAAUCGAGUCCUGCUACUGGACCUACCGUAAUAUGCCAGUUCAACCUGAAUACGAGACUUUGAUGAUGUGCACUCAAACUACUUACAUCGACUCGAAAAAUGUUAGAUACUGGCUUGGAAAUACCACUGGAUUGAAUGAAUCUGAUAUUCAAGCAGUUGAAGCUCGUUUGGAGAAUCUUCUAACUAAAGCAAGAAACUUGGUUCUCGAGCCAAUGCACAAAUUGAUCAUCAAAGAAUUCGAAUUCAUUACCCUUUUGGCUCUCAACAUCUGGGCUCCUCGCAAUCAUCGCGGCUGUGUUUCCGAAGAUCGCGCCGAGCAAGUUCGUGAUGCUCUUUUCGAUGAUCUACAUUAUUUGUAUUGUGAUGGCUUGAAAAUCGACAAGUAUUCAAGUAGAAUGGGAGAAAUGAUGUGUCUUCAUACAGAAGUUCAGAAUGCCGAUAUGUCCUCCACCAUCAAGAAUAUCCUAUUUUCCGAUCUCAACGCCUACUUGUACUCAAUCUAAUUUUGUUUCCCUAAGGUUUCUAUCCUCCCGAAUCCCCUUUUAAUAUCCUGUAAAUACUUUCUUCAGUUUUCAAAUUCUCAAAUUUGCUUUCACUAUCAGUUUAAACUCGAAGCUUUUGAACAUUUUCAUCCUUCCAAAUGACUAUCUCUAUCAAAAAAUUGUGAUCGCGUUCUGAUUGCCAUAGCUGAUCUUUAAUAUUGUACCGUAUUGUUCACUAUAUUUCCUUACCUCAUAAUAAACAACGAAAUUUGAUGUUGUUUAAUCCUGCAGAUCAGUGGCUGGUUUUUAAUGUAGAACACAAUGAUGAAACAUUGCCG